Molecule: messenger RNA, 6592 nt
Organism: Ziziphus jujuba (common jujube)
Lineage: Eukaryota; Viridiplantae; Streptophyta; Magnoliopsida; Rosales; Rhamnaceae
Product: disease resistance-like protein DSC1
Exons: 7
Coding region: 321-4025 (1234 amino acids)
Biological process (GO): signal transduction; defense response
Molecular function (GO): ADP binding
Source: RefSeq, a predicted model, not a curated record
CAUGAGGAGAGAUUCUUGCUUCAGCUGCCACCAUUUUCAAAUCAUUAUAAUUACAAUUGCGUUAUGUUUACUGAGUCUAAGUGAACAGCAUCUAAGGUAUUUUACUAUUUUAUGAAACUGUUCCUUCACCUCAGCACAUCAUGCCUAUAGCAAUGUCAAAGAUCCGUUGAUCUCUCGCCAUGUGUUUACAUCUAAGGUAUUUCAAAUUCAGAAUUUUCAUUAAAAAUAAAUAAAAAAAGUCACCACAAAUAUGAAAGGAAAAGGCAUUUAGGUGAACUAUUGGGCUUCUUCUUCUCCAUUUUCAAUUUUCACGGGCUCCUAUGGCUUCUUCUUCUUCUUCUUCUUCUUCUCAAUUUUCAUCAAUCUCUUCUGAAAAAAAGCAUGAGAUUCAAGAAAAAUAUGAUGUGUUUCUCAGUUUCCGAGGUGAGGACACACGCAAUACAUUUGCUAGCUAUCUCUAUGCAGCUUUAUCAGCAAACCAAAUCUCCACUUUCAUGGAUGAUCAUGAACUUGAGAGAGGUGAUGAAAUCUCACCCACACUUCGCAAAGCGAUCGAGGAAUCCAAUAUCUGGGUUAUCAUUCUCUCCGAAAAUUAUGCUUCGUCUACAUGGUGUUUGGAUGAGCUGGUUCAUAUUCUUGAAUGCAAGAAAAAAAACAAGCAGAGUGUUGUUAUGCCCAUCUUUUACGGUGUAGAGCCAUCCACUGUAAGAAAACAAAAGGGGAGCUAUGGAGCUGCAUUUGCUCAACUCGAAGAUCGGUUCAGGGACAAUAUGGAGAAGGUGCAUCAAUGGAAGGCUGUUUUAACACAAGUAGCCGAUCUAUGCGGGCUGGAUUCCAAGGAAUUCAGGCCUGAGAAUAAAUUAAUUCAACAAAUUGUUGAAGAUGUUUCAAAGAAAUUGCCUAAAUAUCUUUCAUCAACUACGACUACGCAUAUUAAUGGACACCUCAUUGGAAUUGAAAAAAAGAUCAAGGAAAUUGAAUCAAAAUUAUGUAUUGGCUCAAAAGAUGUUCGUAUUAUAGGCAUAUGGGGCAUGGGAGGUAUUGGUAAGACCACCCUUGCUAGUGUUUUAUUUCAAAGAUUAUCAUAUUCGAAGUUUGAAGGUCAUUACUUUCUUUGGAAUGUUAGGGAAGAAUAUGCAAGAUAUGGACCGGAUUAUUUGAGAAAGAAACUUCUGUUGGGGUUAUUAAAUCAUGAAGCUAUUUUAAGGAUGGAUUCACCAUUUGUAGCAUCACCUUUUAUUCAUAACAAAUUACGCCGUAAAAAGGUCCUCAUGGUUUUAGAUGAUGUUGGUACUUCAGUCCAAUUAGAAGCAUUAGUUGAAGGGUAUGAUCAGCUUGCCCCUGGAAGUAGAAUCAUUAUUACAACUAGAAAUGUGCAAGUGCUUAAGAAAGUAACUGGAAAUAUUUACAAGGUUGAAGGAUUAAAUCAUAGCGAUUCCCUUGAGCUUUUCCAUUUGAAUACUUUUGGAAAAAAAACUUUUGCAAGAGAUCGUUAUGAAAUGCUAUCAAUAAGAGUGGCCAGUUAUGCAAAUGGAAAUCCAUUAGCUCUUAAGGUUUUGGGUUGUUUCCUUCACUCCAAAAGCAAAGAAGAAUGGGAAGCUGCAAUAAACAAACUACAAAAAGUUCCUAACCCUCAAAUUCAGGAUGUGCUGAGAAUAAGUUACGAGGGACUAGAUGAUAAAGAGACUCAGAAUCUAUUUCUUGACCUCGCAUGUUUGUUCAGUCGGCAUUUUACAAGAGAUCAUGUAGAAAGCAUAUUAGAUUUCGAUGAUUCAUUUGUGAAAACAGGAAUAAGAAUUCUCAUUCAUAAGUCUUUGAUUGAAAGUAGUGACAGUCCCUUAGACAAUGAGCUAAGGAUGCAUGAUUUGUUACGACAAAUGGGUCAGGCAAUUGUGCGUAACGAACAUAAAGAACCUGGUAAUUGUAGUAGGUUGUGGGAUGCCAAGGAUAUCUGCCAAAUACUGGAACGAAGUACGGGGACUGCAGCAGUUGAAGGAAUAUCACUUAACUUGUCUCAAAUUAAUAGAGAUGUAAAAGUGUGUCCUGCAGCCCUCUCAAAGAUGUACAAUCUACGAAUUCUCAAAAUUUAUUGUGACAAUAUUGGUGACAAUAACUUCAAACUAUUAAUUCCUCAGAGCCUUGAUUCUUAUGAUCUUUCUAAUCAGCUAAGAUAUUUUCAGUGGGAUUUGUACACUUUGAAAUCAUUGCCAUCAAAACUUUCUCCUGAGAAUCUUGUUGAAUUGGUAUUACGAGGCAGUCAUGUUAAGAAACUUUGGAAUAAUAAAAUUCAGUCUCUUCCGAUACUAAGGAGGAUCGAUCUUAGUUAUUCCAGGUUUCUUACUGAGCUACCAGAUCUGUCUCAAGCUCCAAAUCUUGAAAGCAUAAAUCUCGAAGGUUGUACAAAUUUGGUUCAAGUUCUUUCACCUCUUCAGAAUCUUCAGAAGCUUACUUAUCUGAAUUUGAGUGGCUGCUCCAACCUUAGAGAUUUUAAAGAGAUAUCAAGGAGUACAGGGUACAUGGAUCUUGUAAAGAGUGGAGACAUUAAGAACCUUCUAAGCAACAUUUGUCAGCUGAAGUUCACAUCUCUCAAAGGUUUUAUGCAAAGUUUUACAAACAAUUUAACUCUCUACUCAUCUCAAGCCCACGUUUCUCAUAAAUUUCCGAAAAAUUUAACUAAUUUACAUUUGCGUGGGACAAGUAUAGAAGAAGUACCCUCGUCAAUUUGGUGUCUCUCGGGUCUUGCUCAAUUAGAUUUGGGUGAUUGCCAAAGACUUAAAAGUCUUCCAACCAGCAUCUGUGAGUUGAAAUCUCUUGAAUCGAUAGAUUUAUCUGGUUGUUUAGGACUAGAAAAAUUUCCGGAAAUUUUAGAGCCUAUGGAGAACUUGAAAAAACUUUUCAUUAGCAGAGCAGGGCUGCUUAAAGGGUUACCAGAGACCAUUGAAAAUCUAAUUUCUCUCACAACAUUAUCUAUACAAUUGUGUGAGGGCAUUGAGAAUCUCCCAAACAAUCUGUGUAAUUUAAGGAAACUUCGGUUGAUGAACUUCGAUGGUUGUUCAAACCUGGAAAAACUGCCUCCCUUUCCACCUGCUUUGGAAGGCUUGGAUGUACAAUAUUGUAGGAGACUGAAAUCAUUACCAGAGCUUCCAUCAUCUUGUGUUAAUCUGGAUGCAAGCUACUGUACAUCAUUGGAUAAAAUAUCAAAUUGGAGGGCGCCAUUCCUAGGCCUACACCACUCAGAAAUGUCUACUUGGAAGAAAUCAUCACUAAGUAGUUGGUUUAGCUUUUAUGGUUGUCAAAAAUUGGAUCAUAAUACACGCAACAACAUAGCCAUUGAAUGUGCAGUAAUUAGAGUUCUGUCUGCUGCAGAUUUUAAAGAAGAUGAGGGCUACAUAUCUCUUAAGAUGUGUUAUCCAGGAGAUGAAAUUCCAAAGUGGUUCACCAAUCAAACUCCAGGAACUUCAAUGAAUAUUAUGCUUCCUCCAUACUGGAAUAAUGACAACUUCUUGGGUUUGGCUCUCUGCGUUGUUUUUGAUCGCAAGAAAUUUGAGCCUUUUUUAUAUGUUAACAUCGAAUGCAAACUCACUUUCAAAACCACCGAUGAUGAGCAUUCUCAUGAAUUUGAUGAUGGUUUGAGACAUAAUCACGGCAUCAUUAGUCCAGAUCACAUGUUCAUAUGGUCAGUAUCAAAAUCAUUUUUGCAAAAUUCGAAAUUGAUUGGACUAAGUUGGCCCUGUACUUGUAGCACUGAGGCAUCAAUUCAUUUCCAACGUACGUUCUUCGAUCUUGAAGAUUUUGGAGUUGACAACUGGGGAAGUGAACAUUGUGAGAUAAAGAAGUGUGGGAUAUGGUUGGUAUACAAGGAAGAUAUAGAGAGAUUUGAUGCAGAAACUAAAAGUAAGAGAAAGAGAAGCUUUGAUGAAUAUUGUGAAGCAAGUGGAAGCUGUGAAGUUGUUGACUCUCAUCAGGAUGAUGACGAUGAUCAAUCGCAUCAUAUGAUUAAUUCAAAGAAAUUCAAGUCGAUGUGACUGCUCAAAGAUGCAGAGCAUUUGGAUGUUAAGGAACCAAAAAAGAAAAGCAGAACAAUUUGGCUCUACAACUAAGAGAAACAUGCUUAUCGUUACUUUCAAAUAAUUUAACAAGCCAUAAGGUUAUGAAGAAUUCAUGUUUGAGUUAUCUAUGCAGACAUGACUAACAUCUAAUUAUCUUGAAAUAAAAGGCUAUGAAGAAUCCGUGUGUGAGCUAUGCAGACAACAUAAUGCUUAGCUUCAAAUGUGGUGUGGCAUCUUUGGAAAAGCUCUCGUCCUUUUGUCUUUUUUCUGAUCAUCUCAUGGGAAUGCUCUGUUGUAGUGAUGUAAGUAUGAAUUUCUUUAACCAGUGUGAACCUUUGUACAUAUAUUCGCAUAACAAAUUAAAUAAUAUACACAUCACGUUACCUAGGAAAUAUGAUUCUGAGUUGUUUAUGAUGAAUUUUAAGGGUAAAUACGCCUUUGCAUCCAGUGGAACAUUCUUAACUCUCUGAGUAAUUAUUAUGUGUAUUUGAAAGUCUGUCUAAUUUGUUACUAAUUGUACUCAAUAAGCAGCACUGGAAUUUUUUUACUGCAACCAUAUCUGUGACGCAUGUUUCUAAGUUACUGACCUGAUUUACUACAAGUUUUGCUUUGUUUCCUUUUAGUAGUACUGGCCUUCAACAAAGCUUUUUUGUACUUAAAGUGUAUGGUACUAUCAUUGUCUGCCAAAUACCUGAACUGCAAAAUAUUUGCUUUUCUAUUUAAGCUGUGUAUCUAUCUGUAGUCAGCAAUAUGUAUGAAACUCUCCAAGUGUUUUUUCUAUAUAAAGUCUGUUUGAGAGCAAGAUUGAUCAAAUAUAGAAAAAUGACACUUUAUUCCAUGUUUUCUUUCCUGUUCCUUCCUUGUCCUACAAGUAUCCAGUUCCCAUGGGGAAAAAAAAAAUGCCCAAGAUACAACAGGGCCUUAAUAAAAACCAACUUCAUUAGUGCAAGAACUACAGAGUGGCCUCAGAUCUUUCCAACCACCUAAAAUUGAAAAUACCAUAUAAGCACAAGCUAAUUACAUAUUAAUGGCCAUUCGUAGAUAAAACUUACUUAAAAGUAUAAUCAGUAGAAACAAAUAAUAUUUUUUAUUAUUUUACAGAGAAAUUGUACAUGAUUACUUGGGGAGAACUCUUUUCAUCUCUCUCUUUUAUUUAUUUAGUUUUUUCCAAAUCAAGACCAUGAGGUAAUUAACCAAACUUAAUUCAAUGUUAGGUAUUGUUAAUUGUUUCUUUUGUUAGCCAGCUUAUAUAGUUUAGUCCAAUUUUUAGGAGUUGAUGCGGUUGUGAUCAUAGAACUUUUUUUCCACAAACUUAGACCAAAGAAAGUACAUGAAAAUUUGGAGGAAACAACCGAGAAAUUUCCUGGUUUACCAAUAUGAGUUUCAGUUUCUUACUAGUUAUGUGGAAAAAAAAGAGUAACAAGAAAAAAAUGAAGCUAUAACCCUCAAACCACCCCAAAUUGAUAAUCCAAUGGUAGAUAAAAUAAUAGCUAGUCAACUUCAAAAAAAUUAAUUGCAUAUUAAUGAAUAUUUAUAUAUAGUUAGUUGUCUCUUUUGCUAUCCAUCUUUCAUAUAUAGUUUGGUCCAUUUUCAUAAAGAGUUUUUGAAAUUUUUAGUUUAAGGAUGACGUUAGUUAGGCAAUAAACCAAAAACUCUGGUGUGCUGUGCAACUAAUCUCACAUUUGGAAUCUUAUGGUCAAUCAACGAAAGUUAAAAAUCUUAUGAAAAAUGAUUAGAUGAGAGAAAAAUUAGUUCCGAGUUACCCUUUUUUUUUUUUUUUUUUUUGGCCUCUCUGUGCCAGCUUGUGGGGUCCUUAGUAGCUGGACAAGCACUUUUAUAUUCUUCACUAAGGGAGUUUUAAUUUGUAAACAUGGCUUCUUCUUCUUCUUCUCCUUCUUCACCUCCUCCUCCUCCUCCUCCUCUUUCUUUGCCAAUCUCUCUUCAACAAAAGCAUGAGAUUCAAGAAAACUAUGAUGUGUUUCUCAGUUUCAGAGGUGAAGACACACGCCAUAAAUUUGUUAGCCAUCUUUAUGCUGUUUUAUCUGCAAAGCAUAUCUCAACUUUCAUGGAUGAUCAUGAACUUCAGGUCGGUGAUGAAAUUCCACUCACACUUAGCCAAGCUAUCCAGAAUUCCAAAAUCGGGGUCAUCAUUUUCUCGAAAAAUUAUGCUUCAUCUACAUGGUGUCUGAAUGAACUGGUGGAAAUUCUUGAAUGCAAGAAAAGAAAUAAGCUGAGUGUCAUCAUUCCAAUCUUUUAUGAGAUAGAUCCAUCGGAUGUACGACAACAGAAGAGGAGUUAUGGAGUUGCAUUUGCUGAACUUGAAGAACGUUUUAAACACAGAGUGGAGAAGGUGCUUCAAUGGAGGGUUGCAUUGACAGAUGCGUCUAAUAUAACUGGAUUGAAUUCGACGAAAUCCAGGUAAAUGAUUUAUUAUUAGCAGUAAGUAGUGCAAAAUCGGUUCUGUCUGAUAAUAAGGCCCAAUAUAUGUAAAUAUAUAUAUAUAUAUAUAUUGAAAAUAAAAUGAAAAAUUUUUACUAAAUCAA